UCUCCCCCGUAUAUAUAUAUACAUGCGUUUCGCGAUCUUCUGAAAGCUGCCUCUCUGUCUCUCUCUCUCUCAAUUUUAAUCUGCUUGCAAGGGUUUGUUGGGAAGGCAAUUAGAAUUAGGGUUUGUGCGGAUAGAUCUUGAAUCACAUCUAUAUAAUACCUGGUUUGCUUAAUCCAAUUUUCGAAAGGAACGUGUCUUGGUAUCAGACCUGUUGUUGGAAGAUUUCUAUAAAGUGUAAUAUCUGACUGAAUGAUCUAAUGGAGUCUAAAGGUGGGAAAAAGAAGUCUAGCAGUAGUAGUAAAUCCAUGUUUUAUGAAGCUCCUCUAGGUUACAGCAUUGAAGACGUUCGACCCAACGGUGGAAUCAAGAAGUUCAGAUCUGCUGCUUACUCCAACUGCGCCCGGAAGCCAUCCUGAGAUUUCCCGAAUUGAGAAAUAAGCAACCAGAAGUUGCCAAUACCUCAGUUAUUUGUUAUUGUUUUUAUUUCUUUUCUCCUUUAGUGUCUUCUGUUCUGUUCUUGCUUCACUACAGCAUUUCUCUACUCACUUUACAACAGCAUUUAGUUCUCUUAAGGCAAGAUGGCCCUGCCAGUUUCUGCAAUUGGUUUUGAAGGAUAUGAAAAAAGACUUGAGAUAUCUUUCUUUGAGCCUGGGAUUUUUUCUGACCCUGAAGGCAAGGGCCUUCGCUCUCUAUCCAAAUCCCAGUUGGAUGAAAUUUUAACACCCGCUGAAUGCACCAUUGUCAGUUCAUUGUUGAAUGAUGAAGUUGACUCUUACGUCCUUUCUGAGUCUAGCCUCUUUGUGUACCCUUAUAAGAUUAUCAUUAAAACUUGUGGAACUACAAAAUUGCUUAAUUCAAUCCCAUCCAUCCUCAAGUUUGCUGAUAUGCUCUCCCUCUCUGUGAGAUCUGUGAGGUACACUCGUGGAUGCUUUAUUUUUCCUAGAGCUCAGCCUUUCCCUCAUCGCAACUUCUCGGAAGAGGUAGCUGUCCUCAACAAUUAUUUUGGCAAGCUUGGUUCGGGCAGCAAGGCUUAUGUGAUGGGUAGUGAUGAUAAAUCACAGAAAUGGCAUGUUUACUCUGCUUCGGCUGAAUCGAUGAAUCAUUCGUACCCAAUUUACACUCUAGAAAUGUGCAUGACCGGAUUGGACAAGAAUGCGGCAUCUGUAUUUUACAAGACUCAUGGAAGCUCUGCUGCGGCGAUGACUGAUGUAUCUGGUAUUAGGAUGAUUUUUCCUGAUUCUGAGAUAUGUGACUUUGAAUUUGAUCCUUGUGGGUACUCCAUGAAUGCUAUUGAAGGGGCUGCAAUUUCUACUAUUCAUGUCACACCGGAAGAUGGGUUCAGCUACGCUAGCUUUGAAGCAGUGGGAUAUGAUUUCCGAUUUUUGAAUUUGAAUCACCUGCUCGAGAGGGUCUUGGCUUGCUUCAAGCCAACUGAGUUCUCCAUUGCUAUACAUUCUGAUGUUGUCGGUAAUGAUCUUGGUUCCGAUAUCAGUCUUGAUGUGAAUGGAUAUUUCUGCGGAGAAAAGAGCCAUGAGGCCCUUGGCAAGGGAGGGUCUAUUGUUUACCACAGAUGCAUGAAGGCUGGUGGCUGUGGGUCUCCCAGGUCAACUCUGCAUUGCUGUUGGAGUGAGAACGAGGAUGACGAGAAAGUCAGAAAGAAAUAAUAUUGGACCAGAUGUUGUGGGUUUUCUCCUUUAAUUGAUUGUCUUGUUGGUUUGAGAGUAUUCACUUCGCUCCAUUAAAGAGAGAUAGUAGGUUCAUUCACUUUUCUCCAUUAAAGAGCUUUAUUAGGUUCAUGUUUUACUGCUCGUAUUUGCAUUGCUCGAUUUCUUAGUUUUUAGGUUCAUGUUUUACUGCUUUUGCAGCAGUCUUUAAUUGUCAGUGUGGUUAGUAGUUUCAAAUGGCUGAGGUGUUGGAACUUUCAAUUUGUUGUUUAGAUGCAUUCUAUAUAAUAAAUUUUACUUUAGCAGAUA
This is a messenger RNA of Camellia sinensis, 1973 nucleotides long. Lineage: Eukaryota; Viridiplantae; Streptophyta; Magnoliopsida; Ericales; Theaceae. The record is from RefSeq and is a predicted model, not a curated record.